Siniperca chuatsi (mandarin fish) is the source of this 2835-nucleotide messenger RNA. Its product is annotated as extracellular calcium-sensing receptor-like. Gene Ontology annotation, biological process: G protein-coupled receptor signaling pathway. Gene Ontology annotation, molecular function: G protein-coupled receptor activity. Bases 2 to 2641 code for a protein of 879 amino acids. The record is from RefSeq and is a predicted model, not a curated record. The transcript is spliced from 9 exons. NCBI's taxonomy places the organism in Eukaryota, Metazoa, Chordata, Actinopteri, Centrarchiformes, Sinipercidae. Gene Ontology annotation, cellular component: membrane.
UAUGGGAGCUUUUCUUGACACAUAUUUCCUCUUGUGUGUGUACCUAAUCUUAUUUUUUUUCUCUUGCUCUUUAUGUUUUGCUUCUUCCUCUCUUCAGUCAUCUUGUAAAUUACGGAGAAAGUUUCAUCUGAAUGAAAUGCACAAGCCUGGUGAUGUGGUUCUGGGUGGGCUCUUUGAGGUCCACUUCACCUCUGUCUUCCCUGAGCGGACAUUUACCUCAGAGCCACAACAGCCCAGCUGCAAAGGCUUUGACACUCUAGGGUUCAGGCAUACCAUGACCAUGGCCUUUGCUAUUGAUGAGGUCAACAAGAACUCCAAUCUGCUACCUAAUGUGACUCUGGGAUACAGUCUUUAUGAUAACUGUGGUGCACUUGUUAUUGGAUUCAGUGGUGCAUUAUCACUGGCCAGUGGUCGAGAGGAGCAGUUUCUGCUUCAGGAGAACUGUUUAGGGACGCCACCAGUCCUGGGGAUCGUGGGUGAUUCCUACUCUACAUUUUCUAUUGCCACCUCCAAUGUGCUAGGAUUAUACAAACUACCCAUUGUGAGUUAUUUUUCCACAUGUUCCUGCCUGAGUGAUCGGCAACGUUUUCCAUCCUUCUUUAGAACAAUCCCAAGUGAUGCUUUCCAGGUACGUGCUAUGAUUCAGAUUCUAAAACACUUUGGCUGGACUUGGGUGGGCCUUCUGGUCAGUGAUGACGACUAUGGACUCCAUGUUGCCCAAUCCUUCCAAUCUGACCUGGUUCAGUCUGGUGGAGGUUGUCUGGCCUACUUAAAGGUUUUGCCCUGGGACAGUGACCCAAGUGAACUCAGGAGGAUUGUACAUUUGAUAAAGACAUCAACAGCUCGUGUGGUCAUGGUGUUUGCACAUGAGUUCCACAUGAUUCAUCUAAUGGAAGAGGUGGUGAGGCAGAAUGUGACCGGCCGGCAGUGGAUUGCAAGUGAAGCUUGGACAGCAGCUGCUGUGCUCCAGACGCCCCGCCUCAUGCCAUACCUGAGCGGAACACUGGGCAUUGCCAUCCGUCGAGGAGAAAUACCAGGGCUCAGGGAAUUCCUCUUACAAAUACAUCCUGACCAAAAAGACAACUUUGCAUAUAACAUGGUGAGGCAGUUUUGGGAAUCCACAUUUAAGUGUAGAUUUGCACCACCUCCAACAGGUUGGGUGGAAGCUGAGGGAGCACUAUGCACUGGACAGGAAGAUCUAGAGAAUGUGGAGACUGAGUUUUUGGAUCUUUCUAACCUCAGGCCUGAGUACAAUAUUUACAAGGCUGUCUAUGCUCUGGCGUAUGCCCUUGAUGACAUGCUGCAGUGCAAGCCAGGGAGAGGGCCUUUCAGUGGGCACAGCUGUGCCACUUUGCAAAGACUGGAGCCAUGGCAGCUUGUUCAUUAUUUGCAAAUGGUCAACUUCACCACACCAUUUGGUGAUGAAGUGUCAUUUGAUGAAAAUGGUGACGCCCUACCAAUCUAUGAUAUCAUGAACUGGCAGUGGAUCCCUGAUGGAAGAACUAAACUUCAGAAUGUGGGUGAGGUUAAGAAGUCGGCCUUCAAAGGUGAAGAACUCACAAUUGAUGAAGACAAAAUCUUCUGGAACUUUGAAUUGAACAAGACACCCCAGUCAGUGUGCAGCGAGAACUGUCCUCCAGGUACCCGCAUGGCCAGAAAGAAAGGGGAACCUGUGUGCUGUUUUGAUUGCAUCCCUUGUUCUGAGGGAAAGAUCAGCAAUAAGACUGACUCCAUGGAGUGCACCAGUUGUCCAGAGGAUUUCUGGUCUAGCCCCCAGCGUGACCACUGUGUUCCUAAGAAAACAGAGUUUCUUUCCUACCAUGAACCUCUGGGUAUCUGUUUGACAGCCACCUCGUUGCUGGGCACAUUUAUCUGUGCUGUUGUCCUGGGCAUCUUCACUUAUCAUCGCAACUCACCCAUGGUACGCGCCAACAAUUCAGAACUGAGUUUCCUGCUUUUGAUGUCACUUAAAUUAUGUUUCCUCUGCUCACUGCUUUUCAUUGGCCGCCCAAGACUUUGGACAUGCCAGCUGAGACAUGCAGCGUUUGGGAUCAGCUUUGUGCUUUGUGUCUCAUGCAUCCUGGUGAAAACCAUGGUGGUUCUGGCUGUGUUCAAGGCCUCCAAGCCAGGAGGUGGAGCCAGUCUGAAGUGGUUUGGUGCUGUGCAGCAGAGAGGGACAGUUAUGGUUCUUAUUUCUAUCCAAGCAGCCAUUUGUACUGUUUGGCUCAUCUUUUCCUCACCAUCUCCUCAUAAAAACACUCAAUACCACAAUGACAAGAUAGUUUAUGAGUGUGUUGUAGGGUCCACAGUUGGUUUUGCAGUGUUACUGGGUUACAUUGGCUUACUGGCUAUCCUCAGCUUCCUGUUAGCAUUUCUGGCAAGGAAUCUUCCAGACAACUUCAAUGAGGCCAAGCUCAUUACUUUCAGCAUGCUGAUCUUCUGUGCUGUGUGGGUGGCCUUUAUCCCUGCUUAUGUCAACUCUCCAGGCAAAUAUGCAGAUGCAGUGGAGGUAUUUGCCAUCCUGGCCUCCAGUUUUGGCCUCUUGGUGGCAUUGUUUGGACCCAAAUGUUACAUUAUCCUGAUGAGACCAGAGAGAAACACAAAGAAAGCAAUCUUGGGUCGAGGAACCACCAAGUCAUAAAAGCAGCAGUAACAGUAAAAUGAUGAAUGAAACUAAUUUGAACCAUAUGUAUUUUGCAUUCAUUCAUUAGAGAUCUGCCCUUGAAAUGGCCAAUAUUUAACAAAUAAGUAACCUGCUUUUUAACAUCAGAAAUGUAUUUACUGUAAAGAAUACAUUUAAAAUAAACUGAAAGCAAUAAAGGUAUUGGUGUGUGA